Paramecium tetraurelia is the source of this 1020-nucleotide messenger RNA. RefSeq lists its product as uncharacterized. NCBI's taxonomy places the organism in Eukaryota, Ciliophora, Oligohymenophorea, Peniculida, Parameciidae. The transcript is spliced from 4 exons. Gene Ontology annotation, cellular component: mitochondrion. Gene Ontology annotation, molecular function: S-adenosylmethionine-dependent methyltransferase activity. The record is from RefSeq and is a predicted model, not a curated record. Gene Ontology annotation, biological process: mitochondrial respiratory chain complex I assembly.
AUGAAUAGAUAAUAUGCUUUAAGAUCAAAUAUUGAAAAUAUAUUUUUAAAACAAUCGACCUUCACAUUGGCUGACAAUUUAUCUUCUAUUCGAAAAUAAUAUGAUGGCAAUAUCGCCUACUUUGGAUAAGGAGCUGCAUAAUUCUUACAAAAUUUACCGAACAAUUUAUAGCCUAAAACCAUAUAUUUAUGUGAUAUUGACUUAGAUUUUUUGGAAUAGAGCUUAUAAUAACUUAACAAUGAUGAACAAUUAAGAGGAAAAUUUUAAAUCUAGAAAGUCUCUGAAAUGAAUUCUUAAGGCAAUAAAACAAUAGUGGUUCCAAUUUGUUGUGAUGAGGAUUUUUGGCCUUUCUUGGAUGGCCAUCUUCAAUUAAUAGUAUCAAAUAUGAAUUUGCAUUGGGUAAAUGACUUGCAAGUAGUUUUAAUAAAAUGGUUAGAAAGCUUAGAACCAGAUGGUACAUUAGUUGGAUCAAUAUUUGGUUCUGAUACUCUAUAAGAAUUGCGAAUCUCAUUUUCUUUAGCUGAAAAUGAACGAUUUGGAGGAGUUUCAUAACAUGUGUCUCCCUUCAUUUCUAUUACAGAAAUGGGAAACUUGUUAGCAAGAUUAAAAUUCACCCUGCCUACAAUAUGCACCGAAAGAAACCUUUAUGAGUUUGAUUCUGUAUAUCAUUUGAUGCAAUAUAUUUAGGAUAUCGGAGAAGGCGAAGCAUUGAUUUAAAAAAGGAUAGGCACUUUUAAAGAGACAACCCAAAGUGUAAGUGCUAUCUAUGAAUCCUUAUUUAAAAAUGAGAAUAUGAAGGUGAAUAGUACAUUUGAAUAAAUUUACUUUUCUGCUUGGAAGUAUCACGAAUCAUAAUCUAAACCAAAAUCCAGAGGUUCAGCCACUGUUUCAUUACAAUAAUUAGAGAAAGAAAUACAUCAAAUAGCACCUGAAGACAAAAUUAUAUACGGAACCUUAACUGAGGAUGAUAUUUAAGAAGAUCUGAUUGAGGAUAAAUAAGGAACUAAAAAAAAAGAUUGA